Messenger RNA from Mercenaria mercenaria, 507 nucleotides. Its product is annotated as complement C1q-like protein 2. The transcript is spliced from 3 exons. The record is from RefSeq and is a predicted model, not a curated record. Gene Ontology annotation, molecular function: protein binding. Bases 1 to 507 code for a protein of 168 amino acids. Lineage: Eukaryota; Metazoa; Mollusca; Bivalvia; Venerida; Veneridae.
AUGAGGGUUGUGUUUUUCUUUGUUUAUUCAAUUAUUGUCUGUGCAUAUGCAGAGGAUAUUGAGGAGAGACUGUCAAAAUUGGAGGAUGAACUGUCAACCCAUAAUGAAGUUAAGAGAGUUGCAGAGACAGUCGCAUUUACGGUGUUUAUGGACAAAGAUGCUCACCAUAUAGGUAUUAACCAGCCGUUACCCUUCAAUAACGUUCUGACUAAUAUUGGAGGAGGAUAUCACCCUAUGACGUACAUAUUUACAUGCCCACUGAGCGAACUGUAUCUGUUUAGCUUUGCCAUUGCUGAGUUUAGUGCACCUGUACGUCAGGUUACUGCUCGACUAGUCAUUGACGGUCAAAAUGUAGUUGAUGCCAUUGCUGACCCUUUUCAUUCCGGUCAUGAUGUUCAGGGAACAAACACUGCUGUCAUUCAGGCAUCAUAUAAUACUGAAAUAUAUAAAUCUUUUGGCUUGGGUGGUUCCAGUACUCCAGCUUUUAAAGCUUUGGGUAUUAUGUAA